Haplochromis burtoni (Burton's mouthbrooder) is the source of this 5984-nucleotide messenger RNA. RefSeq names its product thrombospondin-type laminin G domain and EAR repeat-containing protein. Gene Ontology annotation, biological process: signal transduction. The transcript is spliced from 16 exons. The coding region runs from base 1702 to 3708 and encodes 668 amino acids. NCBI's taxonomy places the organism in Eukaryota, Metazoa, Chordata, Actinopteri, Cichliformes, Cichlidae. The record is from RefSeq and is a predicted model, not a curated record.
GUGUGUGUGUGUGUGUGUGUGUGCAGCCUCAGGUCUGAUGGCACCUGAUUUCAGGGAGUGGGUCAGACAGGCAAGGGGCGGAGCCCUGGCUCACCUGGGAAAUUCCUGUGCUGUGAAGAGCUGAGGGCGAGCCGCAGACUUGAGAUCAGUCACUUCUUCUUCUCUUCCUCCUCCUCCUCCUCCUCUCAGGCAGCACGUGUGCAGGAACCUCACAUCAUAUGAAACAUGGACCGAACUCUGCAGCUGAUCGUUCAUAGUUACAGUUUCAGUGUAGGAAGGAAUAAUCAAACUUUAUUAGUACAACACCUGACUGACAAGCCCAAACCCAGACUGCUGCACAGCACGAGACACACAAAAUAAUAAGAAUUCGAUAUGACGUCAUUUUUAGAGCCGCACCAAAUUCAUGGAGAGCUCAGAUUAUUAUUUGCUGCUCUGUUAGUUUCAGCUCGUCACAGACGAUACAUGAGACAACAGAAACACCCUUUAACCUUACAUCAUUUGUCCACCAGAGGGCGCUCUGCAUCUUCCAUGUUUAUGUUUGAAACGUCACAAACAGCAAACAGCUGAUCCAACCUGGGCAGAGGGUAAAAACGAGGAACGAGAACGACGAAAAGAGUGACAAAUAUCGGCCGAAAUGUCUGAAUAUUGGCUUUAAAUCACCGAAUAUCAGUAUCGCUGUUAAAAAUCUGAUAUCGGUCGGGCUUAUCAGUUUAACACAGACUGACUGUAUAUAAAAGAUGGACUAGCACAGCGUGCGGUCACCCAUUGGCUGGUCUGAUCAGCGUCAUGGUCGCCGACAGGAAGUGAUCAUAUCUGAUCACCGAGGCAGCGAAAUGUGUCAGCUGCUCUGACCAGUAACACGUGAACCAACCUGCAGCAGCAACGUGCAGAAACCUCUCCACCAAUCACACCUUUCACCUGCAUGAAACACUCACCUGUCCUCUCAGGUGGACUCUGUCCAGCUUUGUCUGUCAGGUUUGUCUUCAGGUGAGUUCAAGUGUGUCACAGGUAAAGAGGAGGCAGCCGCCCCUCCCUCCCUCUCGCUCCUCAGCCCCUCCCAGUCUUUUUUAUUUAAAUGUGGGGCGAGCGAGGCCAGCUCACCUGCAGGUAAAUUCUCUCUCUCCUCAGUCAUACUCACCUGAAGCUGAAAAUCAUCUCCAGUCGCUGCACAGACAGCAGCCUCAGAGGAAGGAAAGGAGAAACUGUGGAGGACUUAAAGAGGAGGAAACAGGUGGAGGUCUGCACCUGAAGGUGGAGACACGCUGAAGAUCAUCAGGUUCAUCUCAGACACUGAGAACACUUUUAAAGGUGGACUGAUGAUGAGCCUGGUUGUGUUUUUGGUUUCUCUGAAGAACAGAUAAAUGUCCAGCAAAGACGAAGAGGACGGUUUAAGGACGGCCGACAGGUAGAGCAGAGACUGUGAGGUCACAGCACGCCAGACCUCCCCACUCUGAGCUCCUCUCACCGCCUCUUCUUACCUGUGCUCAAGUCAGAGGUCUCCUCGCAUGUCCUGAAACCUCUUCACAGACUAGGACUGGAGCUGGACCUCAGGAGGCUGGUUAAACCUCUGACCUCUGACCCAGACGCUGAAGAAACACCACCCAGGAGAUCCUCAGGCCAACUGGAGAAUGACGUUGAGAGACGCAGGACAGGAAGCGGGUCGGUGAGCGGGAGUCAAACUGUUCACAGCGCACAGGCGUGAUGUUUUCGUGUCACUUCCUGCUGCUCACCUGGGUGCUGCUCACCGCCAGAGUCCAGAGCCACAGCUGGAGACCCUGUACAGACCUGCUGCCUCUUGACCUGUUGUCCAAAGCCCUGCCCCCCCCAGGACAUGCCACGCCCACUCAGGUGCGGAUGGUUCAGUCCAAAGGUUCCAGAGGUCUCCGAUUGGCCAGCGCCGUGGCAGCACCUCUGAAUUUCCCCGCCUCCCAGAUCUUCACCAACUGUUACUACUUUCCCUCUGAGUUCUCAUUGGUUGCCACGGUGAAGAUUCAGACACUGAGACAGAAGACAAAUGAGUACAUCUUCUCUGUGGUGAGGGAGGGAUCUGAUUCGCUGUUGCUGGGGUUACGAGUGUCUGAGAACCGCCUCCACUUCUUGACCACAUCCCCUGGCCCUGGUGGGCGGAGCCGAAUGACUUUUAAGGACGUUGGAUUGGACAAUAACCGCUGGCACACAGUGGUGCUGGCUGUCACCGGGCCGUACGCCACGCUGACUGUCGACUGUGGACUUCCUCUGGAGCUUAAACAGGUCCAGUCCUUCCCCAGCCAUCUGAGCACCAGAGGGUCCCGGUUCUUCGUCGGGAGCAGGGGGCGGUGGAGGGGGCGCUUCUCCGGUUUACUGCGGCAGCUGGUGCUGCUACCCGGUUCGGACGCCACGCCCAGACUGUGUCCCUCCCCCGACCCCGCUCUGACUGAGCUGUCCAUCCCUCAGGUCCUGAAGACCACCCCCUUCCAGCCGGACCAACAGGGACCAGUUUACACCUAUGAGGCCGAAGCCAGAGUGACUGUGGGAGAUCGUCCUCCCUGCUCGAGGCCGGAGCAGGGCCAGCUGUGGUUCAAUGCUCAGGGGAAGGGUCUGUUCAUCUGUGACGGGCUGAGCUGGAGGACACUGCUGCAAAGUAAGCAGCGUCUGGAUUACGUGGAGGACUACCAGGACCUGUACACCCGCUCAGAGACCCUGGACGUCGAGGUCUUCUCCAUCCCGUCUGAGGGCCUGUUCAUGGCUGCAGCCAACAAGGACUCUCGGUCCGGCUCAGGUAUCUACAGGUGGACCAACGCCUCCUUCCAGCUCUACCAGAACAUCAGCACUCAGGAGGCUCGAUCCUGGAAACACUUCACCAUCGACAACAAGAUUUUUCUCGUGGUGGCGGCAAACUUCAGAGAGGCGGGGUCUGAGCGGUCUGUCAUCUAUCAGUGGCAUCGGCGGCGGCGGCGUUUCGUCCGUUAUCAGACUCUGGAGACUCACACUGCCCAGGACUGGGAGGCCUUUCGCAUUCACAAUCACAGCUUCCUGGUCGUGGCCAAUCACAGACGAGAAAGAGACUCCAACCACAACAUCCACAGUGUGAUCUACAGGUGGAACCCCGACACAAAGCUAUUUGAGGUGAACCAGACUCUGCUGACGUCCGGAGCCUACGACUGGGAGUUCUUUACUGUGGGGCCGUACCACUUUUUGGUGGUGGCCAACACCUUUGACGGUCGAACCACCAUCAUCAGCUCCACCAUCUACGUCUGGCUGGAUGGUUCUUUCCAGACCUUCCAGAGCAUCCAGACAGUCGGAGCGACAGACUGGGAGCCGUUUCAGAUCGACGGCAGGUUUUUCCUCGCCGUCGCCAACAGUCAGAAGAUCCCUGAUCGUGGCACGAGUGUCUACAGCAUCAACUCCACCGUGUACGAACUGAACGCGCUCACACAGACCUUCAUCCGCUUCCAGGACAUCCUCACACACAGUGCGCUGGACUGGGAGUUUUUCACCAUCGGAGAUGAAAAGUUCCUGGUGGUGGCGAACUCUCACGACGGCGGCUCGUACUCUUUGAACAGCGUUGUCUACAGGUGGCAGGGUUACGAGGGCUUCGUUCCUGUCCACAGCCUGCCCACGUUCGGCUGCAGAGACUGGGAGGACUUCAGCACGGACGAAGGCUCCUUCCUCAUCUACUCCAGCGCCAAGUCCAGGCUCAGCAAGGUGUUCAAACUGAGGAACUACUGAGUGAAACCAUCCUGGAGAGACUCCUCUGAGCUCAUGUGAUCAUUCAGUGGACUCAACUUCCUGUGAGCUGAAUCCUGAGUUCGUCCCGAGGAGAACAUCAUUUAAAUCCAGCGAUGAAAACCCCAAAGAUUAAAGAUCCAAAAUGCUGUUUGGACAUCGAGUCACAUUAAGCUCUGCUGACGAGGACAGUGCCUCUCUGACCCUGUAUGAGCCAUAAACCUCAGAAAUGAAUCAUCAGAUGACUCAAAAAUGAAAGUUGUCCAGUUUUAAGUCAGCUGAUUACACUCAGAGAACCUCCCGUUUCCCUGAAUCAUGGACGUGAACAUAUCACUGAGACAAUGAAACUUAAAAACAGACAGGUCUCAGCCUUCUUCAGAUUUUCCACCAAGUGCUCAAUAAGCACUCUAAACAAAAGAGCAUCAUUCACCCGGAUACACGAAUAUCUCCUCCUAAAGGAAAACACCAACGCUGAGAGAUCUCGGAGCGCUUACUGAAAAACCUCCAGUGACUCCUGCAGCUGAGACACAUCUCAGCACCGUGUCGUCUGCAUAAAGGCGCCUUUAACCGGAAACAUGUUCUCGCAAUGUUAUUUAUACAAAAACAUAUAUACAAAAAUGAAACGAGGCCUGAGAUGGGACCCUGCGGGUUCCCUCAGAGACUCUGAGGGAACCCGUUUCAUGUCACUGGGUUCAGUCGAUCAUCAAACAGAGCAGCACGCCGCUGCUUCCUGUCCCGCCCGUCUGCGUCUCUGGUCUGUCGGUGGACAGACGUCAGAGACAGUUAUCGUAGGAGGUGGAGGUGUCCGUCCCAUCAGCUCUCCACAUGUUCAAGUGUUUUUCUCUGCUUUGUUCAGCAGUUUGUUUUUACACUUGUGUUUCAUUCAGUCGUCACGUUUCAUUAAAUAUGAUGUUUUCUGACACUCUGGGCAUUUUUUACUCUAUUUAUUACAAUUGUUCAUAUUUGUGGAUAUUUUUUUCUGACAGUUUUUUCACUGAAAAUAUUUUGCAUGUUUGUGUUUUGAAAUGUUAUUUCCAGUUAUUUAUGUUUUAGCUCAUUUGCUGAUUGAUGUAUAAAUUACACAUUGAAUAAAUUCUUUUAAAAAGCUGAAUAUUUUAAUUUAUAUGAAGGUGAGAAGCUCGACGCAGAGACGGAUAUUUCCUCUUUAUCUGCUGAGCUGAAAUGCCAGCUUAAAGGGUCAUUCCGCUUCAUUUCAGCUAGCUGUGUUUCCCUUUACCUGGACCUGCUUCGUUUUUCUUCCAUAUUUCCAGUCAUGCGUUUCCUGUUCCUGUGGGAGAUGUUCUGAUUAAACAUGACCCAAGUUUGUAAUAAUAACCUCGUUGUAUGUACAAUAAUCCUGUGAGCCCAGAGCUCGGGCUGCUGGAAACACGGGAUGGAUCUGGAUGAUAUAAUAGAAAGGAGGAAGACCCCUGCUGUUCAAACCUAAAGGAGAAGCUAAAUCAGCCAGUUUACGACGGACGAUGAAGUGAGGGGUUGACCCUGCGCUGAGGCCAGAAUCAGAGAUAGAAGGAUUAUUCUGAGAAUCAAAAACCAGGACCAAUCGUCACUUCUACUGCAAUAGAGUACAAGUAAAGUACUUUAGUUUUUGUUGUCUUCCAAGUUUUAGUUACUUAAAUUAAGCUUGUUUAUACAGAUCGGGAUGGCCAGCAGUAGAUAGGUGAUUAAAACCAUCAACAGCUGCAGCAUUAAAGUGAUAUGCACAUCAAUAAAUCAACAAUAUCAUCAUUCAUAUAUGUAUGUGAUGUUCAUAUAAAUGAUGAAACCAGUUUCUGUGACGAGCUCAGAAGAUAACAGGAAACUCCGUCACGCGUGAUUUAUUCUGCAUUGGGACGGUCUCACAGGUUCAAAGGUCACAGAGGUUAAGCACAAGUUUAUGUUUACAUGUUUUGUCUGUGUUGCUGUUUUAGUACUUUUUCUUUUUAAUAUACAGUAUUUAAAUAUCAAUCUUCAGUCGACAGUUUUCGAGUCUUGCCGACGCUUCCUGUUGUUGUCAGUGUCUUCUGUUCAUGCAUGUGUCAGCGUGCUGCUGCCUCCUGGUGGUUCGUCCCUGUAUUCGACCUGCAGGAUUCGUCUCCGUGAGACCUGCAGCUCCUCUGUCUCUGCUCAACAGACUAACGUGGAAACGUCUGUGAGCGCUUUCUGAAAGUGAACUUUGACAUUUCUGUCCUGUCAUCACAUGAAACACCACAGCUCAGCUCCUCAGAUGCAGCUCAAAUGUCCACCUAAAAAGUUUUACUCUAUGUGCUGUGUAGCCCGUA